AUGCCCGAAAUUCCUAUCAGCGUAGCCUGUAAAACAGGGUAUGCUUGGGACACUGAAUUUUUUGGGGUGGCCGGUGGGGAUUUGUGCAUUGUGAUCCCAAACGAUGCCAAUUCACGAACCUUCAAGUUUGAUAUAUUUGCACUGAAGAGGGAUUAUUCUGAGUGGGUUUUGAAGUAUCGGGUUGUUGUCGCGCCUUUGACCGAUGUGUAUCCUGAAAUUCGGAGAAGUGUGUGUGGGUUUGGUCUUCCUUGGUUUGCUGUGACUGCAAUGAAAGCUGUGAUUAAGAUUUCGAUGGAAAUGAAACUUAUUUCUUGUGAUAUCAGCAAUAUGGUGGUUGAUGAACUCCUUGAGGUUGAGGGUCAAGUGGAGGGUCUUUCUUCUGUUUACAGUCAAGUGGUCAUGAAUCUUUGA
Oldenlandia corymbosa var. corymbosa is the source of this 411-nucleotide messenger RNA. The record is from the annotation of a GenBank genome assembly. Lineage: Eukaryota; Viridiplantae; Streptophyta; Magnoliopsida; Gentianales; Rubiaceae.